UGUAAAUAAAUAAUAAAUAUUAUUAUCUCUCAUGUCAAAAUAAUGUGGUUUAAAUUAUGUUAUCACAUGGUUAAAUGAUUUGGUACAACUAAAUUUUUCUCGUUUUACAAUUAUGGGAAAAAGAAGAUUUAAUGAAAAAGGUCGACAACAAGUAAAAACAUUAAUAGAUAAUAAUGCAACAAAACUGAUUAAGCUUGAUUUCGGAGUAGAUGAAAGCCAAUACGGUGCUGUAGAUGAUUCUAACUUGUUAGUUCUUCCUUCACAAAAAAGAUCAACUAAAAUUAUACGCGACAAAACGGUAGUUACAAAAAUACUAUCGAAAAAGCAGCGUAAACGUUUGGAAAAGAUUGUUGAUCAGAAAAAGAAAAAAGAAAAUCGAACUUCAUUGAUUGCAGCCUUAUCCCAAGUACAGGUUGAUGCAAAAGAACUAGAGAGUUACACAAAAAUUAGUUCCUUACAAACGAAAGGUUUAAGACAAUAUUUUAAAGAGCAGAAACUGGGUAAUGUUAAACCUGGUUUUAAUGUAUCUGAAAAACAAGAAAAGCGGCAAAAAAGGUAUACUACGACAAAAAAACAAAGGCAACUAAAUCCAACUGCUCUCAGAAAGGUAGAAACGAAUUUAAAUACAGUUGGGUUUGAUGAAUCCGAUGAAGAGGUGUCAAGUCCUACGACAGCUGAAAAACGUACAAAAAAUGAGGUAGACGUAAUAAAUGGUAAGGAAGAAACUUGCCGCAACACAAAAUAUUUAAAAAGAAAAACUGCUACCUACGUCCAUGUUGAUCGAGAUUCCAAAGUUCAGGCUGCUCGGCUUGAACUUCCGAUUCUUGCUGAGGAACAGAUUAUCAUGGAAACUAUCAGUGAAAAUUCUAUAGUUAUCCUGGCCGGCGAAACAGGAAGUGGAAAGACAACCCAGGUUCCACAAUUUUUAUACGAAGCGGGAUACGCACAACCAGAUCGAGGUAUUAUUGCUAUUACUGAACCUCGAAGGGUAGCAGCGAUUUCAAUGUCCAAACGAGUCGCUGCAGAAAUGAAUUUAUCAGAAGAUAUUGUGUCUUACUUGAUUCGUUUUGAAGGCAAUGUAACAGAAAGAACACGUAUAAAAUUUCUUACUGAUGGAGUACUACUUAAAGAAAUUGAGAACGAUUUUUUGCUUAAACCUUAUUCAGUAGUUAUUCUGGAUGAAGCACAUGAGCGGAGUGUCUAUACAGACAUACUAGUCGGUCUUCUGUCGCGGAUCGUAGUUCUUCGCGCUAAGAAAGGAAAUCCGCUCAAACUAAUAAUAAUGUCAGCUACUUUAAGAGUAAAAGAUUUCACUGAAAAUCAUUAUCUUUUCAGUAAGAUACCACCGGUAGUUAAUGUUGAAUCACGUCAGUUUCCCGUUACAGUUCAUUUCAGUAAAACAACUGCUGUUGAUUAUAUCCGAGAAAGUAUUCUAAAAACAAUUAAAAUUCACACGAAACUACCAGAAGGUGGUAUUUUGGUCUUUCUCACUGGUCAGAAAGAAGUAAACUAUGUUGUUAAAAAACUUAGAAAAGCAUUUCCCUACCAAAAAGCAUGUUCACAGAAAGUCGACUUGCGAAAACAAAAAAUUGCAUUUGACAGUGAGGACAAAAGUUCAUUGAGUAUAGUAAACUGUCAACAAGCAAACAGUAGACAGAAAAUGCGAAAAAUUAAGAGCAGUCGAAUGGAAUUACCAAAUAUCAAUCUUGAUAGUUAUGAAAUGCCAUGGAACGAUACAGAAGAAUUAGAAAAAGAUCAUGAAAGUGAUUUUGAAUCCGACUAUGAUGAGUAUAUGUGCACUUCUGAAUAUACCGCCACCAGUCAACCACUUUGGGUAUUACCAUUAUAUGCUAUGCUGUCCUCAGAAAAACAGCAAAGGAUUUUUGAUAGUCCGCCGGAAGGAACUCGAUUGUGUGUUAUAGCUACGAAUGUUGCGGAGACAUCAUUAACAAUCCCGGAUAUUAAAUAUGUGGUUGACUGUGGUCGUCAAAAAACCAAAUUAUAUGACAAAGUGACGGGCAUCUCGGCUUUUGCAGUGACUUACAUUAGUAAAGCGUCUGCUAAUCAGCGCGCUGGGAGAGCAGGCAGAGUAGCUCCUGGUCACUGUUAUAGGCUGUAUUCAAGUGCUUUGUAUAACGACGAGUUCAUAGAAUUUUCUAUUCCUCAAAUUCAAGUUAAGCCUGUUGACGACUUAAUGUUGCAAAUGAAGUGCAUGGGGAUUGAUAAAGUCGUGAACUUUCCUUUUCCAUCACCACCAGAUCGCAUACAGUUAGAAUUAGCGGAACACCGAUUGAUCCGCAUGGGAGCUCUGCGCGAAUAUAGAGUGAAAUUAAAGAACAAAUCUCAAGUUAUAAGCCGCAUUACAGAGCUUGGGCGAACAAUAGCAGCCUUUCCAGUUACACCGCGCUUUGGCAAAAUGCUAGCUUUAAGUCAUCAGCAUGGUUUACUUCCUUAUGCUAUUUGCCUAGUUGCUGCUCUUUCUGUGCAAGAAAUUCUUCAAGAAAUAUCACUCUCAGAAGAUUCAAGCUGCUACCAAAAGUGGCGAAAUAAAAGGAAGGCUUGGGCCGGAACUGGAAACUCGUUUCUACUUGGUGAUCCAAUGAUUUUGCUUCGAGCUGUUGGGGCUUCUGAAUUUGCCAACAGCAAAAAUUGUCUUGCUGAAUUCUGCGUAGAAAAUGGUCUUCGUUUGAAUGCUCUUAAAGAGAUUCGCAAACUAAGAGUACUACUUACUAACGAAUGUAACACAAAUCUAAAAAAACUCAAUUUAACUGUGGAUCCAUCGAUGCCACCUCCGAAUGAUGCACAAGCUAAACUUUUACGACAACUAAUGCUCAUUGCAAUGGCAGAUCAUAUUGCUCGUAAAAUACCUGAUAUCGAAAUUAAGCAAAAAUCUGAUAAAAUUAAAUACAAGCAUGCAUACAAUUUAUGCGACGUGGAAGAGCCUGUUUUUGUACAUUCAAGCUCUGUUCAUAGAAAGCAAAAUUUUGAAUGGGUUUGUUAUCAAGAAGCAUACGAGUCCAUGGAUGGAGGAACGGCUAAAAUGUUUAUUCGUGGAAUAACCGUCAUUGAACCAGAAUGGAUCCCGCAAUUAGUUCCUAAUUACUGCAACAUAACUAAAAUAUUAGAUGAACCAGAACCUACCUAUGACGCCGCCACAGACAGUAUAAUGUGCUCCGUACAGGCAACCGUAGGAAAAUGCGGGUGGCUUUUACCAAUAACGGUGAUUGAAAUGCCUGACGGCAUUACACGAUCUAGAUACUUUUCAAAAUUUUUCUUGGCUGGAGAGGUAUAUCCUAAAUUGAAACAAUUCCGAGAACUGUUACUGUCAACCCCAGAAACCAUUGUUAAGUGUUAUUCCACAUCGAUCAAGCGAGUGAAUUCGUUUGUAAACAUUAUAUAUCACAACGAAAUCUCCAAUCGAGCCCGACUUGAGCAACUCUGGGAAACUGAUCAACAUUUUUUGCUCGACGAGUUUCAACAGUUUUUACCAGCUUCAUGCCAUGCAGACGUUCGUCGUAUUUGGCCUCCAGUAGGUUGAAAAAUAUGAUAUUAUAUUUAAUGAGAAUAUCAGUUCUAUUACAAUCAGGAUUGUCCUUUUAUCAUGAGCAAGUUAAUGUCUAUGACUUCAUAGAGACCUGAUUUUUUGCAGGAAGAUACUCUGCAAAAUAAGGAACCAUGAUGCAAGAAACCAAAGCUAUAAGAAAUCGUUUCUAUCUGACGAUAAGAGGACGAACCUGAUGAUAGAGCUGAUACUCUAUAUUAUUAUUAAAUUUGAUCAUUCAAUGUAUACAUACUAGUACAUUAGCCAUGAGACUAUUUCUGUAUGUGCUCAAGUUUUCUGAACUAAUUUUGAAAUUUGAAUUCGUUGGACUCAAAAUGCUUCCUCAAAUCCAUUAGGUGGAACUAAGUAUAUCUCCAGGUUCACCUUUAAAUACAAAGUGUACAUUGCACAUACCCUGUCUGCAAACAGUAAUGUAGUAUUGAAGGAGAAACAGUAAUUUCUUUCUGUAAAUACUCAAUCCGUAGAGUCGUAAUUGAAA
Molecule: messenger RNA, 4040 nt
Organism: Wyeomyia smithii (pitcher-plant mosquito)
Lineage: Eukaryota; Metazoa; Arthropoda; Insecta; Diptera; Culicidae
Gene: kz
Product: probable ATP-dependent RNA helicase kurz
Exons: 4
Coding region: 113-3538 (1141 amino acids)
Biological process (GO): maturation of SSU-rRNA from tricistronic rRNA transcript (SSU-rRNA, 5.8S rRNA, LSU-rRNA)
Cellular component (GO): intracellular anatomical structure; nucleolus
Molecular function (GO): ATP binding; RNA binding
Source: RefSeq, a predicted model, not a curated record